UAUUACACGAGGUACAGCGUUCUUUCUCGAUCAGAGUCAAAAACUGUGGCAUCUCUUAUUCUUCCUUCUCUAAAAGGUCCAAAAUAAUUUCCAAUCGUGUUUAAGAGAGCUCUUGGCCUUGUGUAGAAGCAAAGAUGACAGACGAAAGCGCUCCUGCAUUGACGGAAGAGGCUCAGAAACUCGUGAGCAUCGGCGUGGGCCUUCGCGUUGCUCAGAAAGUUGCAGAAAUCUUCAGUAGUGGAGCUCUUCUUCCUAAAGAACUAGAUGACAGAGCUUUAGAUGCUUUGAGAGAAUUCAACGAAGAAGGAGCUUUAGAAGUCCUGAAUCAAUUCGCUAGCAGCGAUCUGUCCCAUGUGCAGAACAAAAGUGCGUUUUUAUGUGGAGUUAUGAAGACGUAUCGGGAGAAGAAUCGCAUGAAACGCGACGGUCAAGAUCCUACAGCCGGCAUGAAAGGACCAGAUGAAGCGAAGAUCAAAGCGCUACUUGAGAGAACGGGAUACACUUUAGACAUAACCACAGGACAGAGAAAGUAUGGCGGUCCACCACCUAAUUGGGAAGGUCCUGCUCCAGGGACAGGAUCUGAGAAAGUUUGCUCACAAGUAUUCAUUGGAAAGAUCCCCAGAGAUUGUUUCGAGGAUGAACUUAUUCCAGUCUUUGAAGAGUGUGGUCAGAUUUAUGACUUCCGACUGAUGAUUGACCCUAUUACUGGACUUACCAAAGGUUAUGCCUUUUGCACUUUCACUGAAAAAUCUGGUGCCCAAGGAGCUGUCAAGAAACUAGACAACAAAGAGAUCAGACCUGGGAAGAGGCUUGGCGUUUGCAUUUCUGUUGCUAACAGCCGGUUGUUCGUAGGUUCAAUCCCAAAGACCAAAUCCAAGGAAGAGAUCCUGGAAGAAUUUAGCAAAGUUACAAGCGGUUUGAGUGACGUUAUAGUGUAUUUCUCUGCUGACCAGAAAGGUAAAAACAGGGGUUUUGCGUUCUUGGAGUAUGAAUCUCACCAAGCAGCUGCUCUCGCUCGACGUAAGCUUAGCACAGGGAGAAUUAAGGUGUGGGGUAACAUCGUUGUUACUGUCGACUGGGCUGACCCACAAGAGGAACCUGAUGAAGACCAAAUGUUGAAGGUGAAAGUUGUUUAUGUAAGAAACUUGAGUCCAAGCAUAAGUGAAGAUAGAAUAAGAGAGGAAUUUGAAAAAUUUGGAAGUGUUGAAAGAGUCAAGAAAAUCAAAGACUAUGCCUUUAUUCACUUUACUGAGCGUGAAAAUGCAGUCAAAGCCAUAGAAGAAAUGAAUCACAAGGAGUUAGAUAAUAUUCCCAUCGAAGUCUCCCUAGCAAAACCCCAGCCCUCUAGCAGGGACCGAUGCCAGGGGCAAUCUGGCUAUGGGAGUUUGAACGCACAGCGUGCACGAGGUGGAAAAUCAUUUGGAGGUGGCCGAGGACGUGGUGGCGGUGGUGGUGGGUAUGGUAGAGGAGGUGGACGUGGAGGGUAUGAUGGAGGCUAUGGAGGGGGCUAUGGAGGAGGCUAUGGAGGUGAUCAUGGUUAUGAUAGCUAUGGCGGUGGGUACGGUGGAGAUUAUGGUGGAUACGGAGGGGGUGAUUAUUACGAUAGUUAUUAUGGUGGUGGUGGUUAUGAUAGCUACUAUGGUAGUGGUGGCAGUAGCACCAGUGGUGGUAGUGGAUAUCGUGGAGGCCCCCGAGGUGGCAGGGGUGGACCCCGUGGUGGAGGAGGAGGGAGAGAUAGUCCUCGUGGAGGAUAUGGUAGAGGAGGGCGAGGCGGCCCACCAAGAGGUCGAGGAGGGGGAGAUUUCGGAGGUAGAGGAGGACGAGGCGGAAUUGCUCCAUCAAAGAGAAAAUAUGGUGCUGAUAACCCACAAGGAGUCGUCGGUUACCCAGAACCCAAGAAACGAUACAUGUCUGAAGGACAAGACCAAGGGUACCAACAAUGGGGUGCCCAGCCAAUCCCCCAAGCACCUCAGUACGGCUCUGGGUAUGGAGACCAGGGUGGACAAGAGUGGUACCAAGACAGCUACAGCCAGCAGUGGAAGUGAUCAGUUUGGCCAAAAAUUGGCUCAGUAUUAUGGUUAUUUUGGCUGCCAAUUAUCUUGAUAGAUUUGACAUUAAAGUCUAAACCCGUAAUAAUUGGCUCUGAUUUGGCCAUAUCCUGGAAUUGGUGUUGCACAUUGGAACUGAUUUUCGUUUCCUAUAAACAACGUGAAAUACGAAAAGACCCUGGAUUAUGCAUACAUUUUUAACAGUUUUGUGCCUCAACAAGUCUAAUGAUUUUUAUAAUUUUUUUUCUCCUUUUAUUCCUUAUUGUACUUGAACAAUUUAAAUUUGGCACAUUUUAAGUUCUAACUGGACGUGACUCAUUGUUUUUACGAUUGUGGCUUUGCAAAAACUUACAAGAAAACAAGCCAUGGCCAACUUAACGCGUCAAUUGACUCUAGAAAAAAAACUUGUAUAAAUAGCAACUUAUAGAAGUUUUCUAAUUUAUUGACAACAAAGAAGUUAAAAGAAAAAAUAUACUGUUUGCAAGWUUAUCCUUGAAGCCAAAUUCCUAGAGAACGAUGGCAAGCUUGCAGUUUGGGUAGAUCUGCAAAUUAUAGUUGAAUGCUAAUUAUCAAAUAAAGUGGAAAAACACUCAAAAAUACA
This is a messenger RNA of Actinia tenebrosa (Australian red waratah sea anemone), 2649 nucleotides long. Its product is annotated as heterogeneous nuclear ribonucleoprotein Q. Gene Ontology annotation, molecular function: RNA binding. Lineage: Eukaryota; Metazoa; Cnidaria; Anthozoa; Actiniaria; Actiniidae. The record is from RefSeq and is a predicted model, not a curated record.